AUGCUGAACCCGCCGAAGCCCAUGCCAUUCUUUGAGGCCCUUGCUUUCGCAGAAGUGUUUUCGGCUUUGGCGAGCAGAGUGCCGAAGUUGGUGCCCCCGUUCGGCAUGGCGGUGGUGCGCUUGAAAGAGCAUUUGGCAGGCAAAGUGUGCCAGCUGGACUUCCAAUUGAGCUGCUUGCAGCAAGCCGUCUUCUUCAAGUCGCAGUUGUACCAGAGCUUCUUAGACCACCACUUUGAGUUCCGCUUCGAGGCCGCGGUGGCCAACCACGGUGGGGCUGAUGUCGAGCGAUUGGAAGAAGUGAAGGCCCUCAUUGCGGACGGCCGCGGCACGGAUGAGAUCAAGGAGUGCUUGGCGCUUGCUGCGACGAUGUUGGGCUUAGGUGAGGAAGGUGUGAAGUUGGAGUUCCUCAUGUCCCAAGAGGAACGGCUCAGCAAAUGGCGGGCCUGGCAACCAAAGGACCCCCGCUUGCAACUAGCGCCGCUCUUAGUACGCAGCCAGGUCUGGAAGAAGACAGCUGGCCGGGAGUUUGCUGAGCUUGUGUCUAUGCUGGCUCCGUGGAAAGGAGCCAUCGCUCACCUGUCACACCCGGUGCUGAAGCAGCUGGUCUUUUUGCUGAACAAGUUGCUCGCGAUCGACAGCCUUGAGGAAGCUUCGCGGAGUCAUGCUGAGGCCUCGAGGGUUGAACUGUUGUUUGCCGGCGAGUUUUUCGGGCGGAGCUCUGCCUGCUGA
This is a messenger RNA of Effrenium voratum, 729 nucleotides long. NCBI's taxonomy places the organism in Eukaryota, Dinophyceae, Suessiales, Symbiodiniaceae. The record is from the annotation of a GenBank genome assembly.